UUUUCCGGGUUCGAAACUUGUAAGAACUGUCUGGUUUUUUUGUUUUAUUCUAAUUAAUUUUUCAUGGGAGAGGAAACAAAAAUUAGGGCAAAAUUGCGAUGGACUUUUUAAACUGCUUCUGAUGCGUCUCUCUUUGAUUCUGGGAAAGAAAUAGGGUAUCAUUUGAUCUGAUGAAGGACCGGUCAGCGAAGAGGAAGGUAGUUGUACGGCACUUGCCGCCUUCUCUUUCACAGCCCGAUCUCUUAUCCCAAAUCGACUCUCGUUUCGGUGAUAGCUACAGUUGGUUCUCCUUUCGUCCUGGAAAGUCCAACUAUAAGACGCAGAAGCAUUCACGGGCCUACUUUGGUUUCAAGUCCCCGGAAGAUGUUUAUGAGUUCGCUGCAUUUUUCAACGGCCAUGUCUUUGUUAAUGAAAAGGGUGCUCAGUUCAAGGCCAUAGUCGAAUAUGCGCCUUCACAGCGUGUGCCCAAACCAUGUGACAAGAAAGAUCCUCGUGAAGGCUCUAUUACCAAAGACCCUGAGUACCUUGAAUUCCUUAAGCUCAUUGCUCAACCUGUUGAGAAUCUCCCCAGUGCUGAAGUCCAGUUGGAAAGAAGAGAAGCCGAGCAGUCUGGUGCUUCAAAGCCGGCUCCUAUUGUUACACCUCUUAUGGAAUUCAUACGUCAAAAACGUGCUACUGUGAUUGGAUCUCAGGGUUCAUUAGAUGUUCGAAGAGGAGGCAGAAGAUCCCGAGCAGUCUCGGCAAACAAGCCAAGUUCAAGGCCUUCGAAACGAAUCUCUGAAAAGAAGAAGUAUGUUGAAAAGGACAAUUCAAAAAGCGUCCGCAGUUCCAAGCAAGAUAAUUCAUCUACAGCCUCUGUCAUGGAUAGCUCUCUCCCAGGGAUUUCAUUGAUUAUGGAGUCCGGGAAGAAAAAGAUCUUGCUCCUGAAAAAAGACCGAGACACUCCUGUUAACUCUCCACCACAACCGGAACAGCAGAUGGAAACUAAUCUAUCCUCGACCUCAAGACAGAACCAGAAGAUUGAUGAUGUUGGUGGGAGAUUGAUCAAGGGAAUGCUUGUGAGAAAGGAGCCGCGACCUAGCCAGUCUUCAACUUUGGUCCAGCCUGAGCCAAGAGUGGAACCCUCAGAAGCAGAAAACUACAAGCGUCCUCCUCGAGCAGAUGGUAUAUAUGCAGGGAAAGACUAUCAUGUUUCUGGUACCAACACUGAGAAGCAAGAGAGGCGUCCUAGAAACAGGGACAGACCUGAUCGUGUUGUGUGGGCUCCUCUCCGUCGCUCUGACGGGUCCAAUAACUGCGAGGACCAACCGUUACCUUCAGCAGCAAACAAUGGAGAAGUGAAACAAAGGACGUUGUUGCAAAGAUCUGGAGAAGUGGUGAACUCCUCUGAUGGACACUCUCUUGAGAAUGGUUCAGGUAAAUAUUCUAGUCGCCGUGUUGGAUCUCGCAAUAGAAAAGAAGACGGCUUUGCAGUGACCGGUGAGGGCAAAUCAUCGCGUAGAGGAGGUGGUGGUGAUCCCACUUCAUAUGAGAAGCAAAAGUGGAUCCAAAAAUCAUCAUCGGGUACUUGAUAUAUUCACUCAACAUAUGGCUAUAAACAUCAGCCAAUUCCAAUGGAAUUUGUCUUUGAACGGGAAUCUAUACAUCUGAAUGGAAAUGGAAAGUAACAACACUAUCAGCAUCACUCGGGUUUGUCUGGACUUUUGGUCCAUCGUCGUAAGUCGUAGUAAUCAUCUCAGGAUUUAUGAGUUUGAGACAAGAAAGACUCCGUAACUACUGCAUUUGAAGGCUUCUAGCGGUUCACCGUACCUACAUCCCCUUUUGGCACUGUGUUACAGACAAGUGGGUGAGAAGUGAGAACUUACUCCCGAGUCUAAGUAAUGAAAUAAAGUCAAGAAGUGUAUAGGGAGCAGGAAACACUGUAUCGGGUUUUCUUUUGGGUUUCCUUGGAGGUCUCGGAACGUGAUUUUCAGGAUUUCACCAUUAUUGUUUGAUUACUGUGUAGUAAUUUUUUUACUGCUUAAUAUUUAUCUCGUUGAAGUGGGUUUAUUUCA
Brassica napus (rape) is the source of this 2054-nucleotide messenger RNA. Its product is annotated as regulator of nonsense transcripts UPF3. Gene Ontology annotation, molecular function: mRNA binding. The coding region runs from base 171 to 1571 and encodes 466 amino acids. Gene Ontology annotation, biological process: positive regulation of translation; nuclear-transcribed mRNA catabolic process, nonsense-mediated decay. Gene Ontology annotation, cellular component: cytoplasm; nucleolus. The transcript has 12 exons. Lineage: Eukaryota; Viridiplantae; Streptophyta; Magnoliopsida; Brassicales; Brassicaceae. The record is from RefSeq and is a predicted model, not a curated record.